Molecule: messenger RNA, 740 nt
Organism: Pleuronectes platessa (European plaice)
Lineage: Eukaryota; Metazoa; Chordata; Actinopteri; Pleuronectiformes; Pleuronectidae
Gene: rnaseh2c
Product: ribonuclease H2, subunit C
Exons: 5
Coding region: 115-525 (136 amino acids)
Biological process (GO): RNA catabolic process
Cellular component (GO): ribonuclease H2 complex
Source: RefSeq, a predicted model, not a curated record
AGGGGGCGGUACCUCCUGGUCGAAGACACCCGAUAGAAUAUCAUCGAGCGUAGAAGAAGAAGACACUUCCGGCACCAUACAGCGACUGGCGCUAAACGGAGAACUACAGGAAGGAUGUCCUGUAACACCAGUGUGACUCGUGUCCGUAUGUCGUCAGUGGGCCAGGCACAGACAGCUCCAGUCCAUCUACUGCCCUGUGAGGUUGAACACGACGGGCCAGCCCAGGUCGCACAAUAUUUCACAGCGACCACUAAAGACCGAAAAUAUGAGAAGACGGUGUCAUUCAGGGGGCGUGGGUUGAAGGGGCAGGAGCUCAGCUGUCCACAGGGCUACACUGGCCUGGUGCUGAAAGACAUCAACAAGCCCGGCUCUGACCAAGAGGACAGGACAGUGAAGGUGUCCUCUGUGUUCGACAAGCUGACUUACUGGAACAUGGAGACAUCUCCGAAUUCUGACGACACUGUUGUGAUGGCAAUGGAUUGGCCAGAGCUUGCUGAAGCUAUCCACGGGCCGGUCGAAGACUGAAGUUAGAGACCAAACCUCCUGCUGAGAAAAGACUGGUUGAUAUCACCUCAACGUGUUUGGAAUGAAAUGUACAGAUACUGCUGGUUACCGGCCUGUAAAACGACUUCCGACAUACAUGUGUAGUGUUAAUGUUGCAGAGCAAUAAGUUACAAGUGUAACAUUUAUAUUUUUGUACAUGUUCUCUUGUUGUGAAAUAAUAAAAAAUGUGAAAAGAC